This is a messenger RNA of Schizosaccharomyces cryophilus OY26, 1674 nucleotides long. RefSeq names its product ubiquitin carboxy terminal hydrolase Ubp10. The record is from RefSeq and is a predicted model, not a curated record. Gene Ontology annotation, molecular function: zinc ion binding; cysteine-type deubiquitinase activity. Gene Ontology annotation, biological process: spliceosomal complex assembly; mRNA processing; protein deubiquitination. The coding region runs from base 69 to 1580 and encodes 503 amino acids. NCBI's taxonomy places the organism in Eukaryota, Fungi, Ascomycota, Schizosaccharomycetes, Schizosaccharomycetales, Schizosaccharomycetaceae. The transcript is spliced from 3 exons.
GUCACGUUGAGGGAGCUGAAGUACCCAUCUCUGCGAUUCGUCUGUUAGAUUAAACAGAGGUUGCUAGAAUGCAAGCGUCGGAAAUUAAUAAGAAUAAACAAUCUUUAAAACGCCCUUUGGAGGAUGAAGAUGCGGAUUCCAUGAGAAAAAGAGAGAAAGUUGACGAAGUUUCUGAGGCUACUUCUAAGGACAAUGAAACUGCUACUACUGCUUCAGUGAAGAAAUACAAGCCAAUUUCAAGCGACCUUUAUUUAGAUACUAUCAAUCGUAAAUUACUAGACUUCGAUUUCGAAAAAGUAUGUUCCGUCAGCCUUACAAAUCUCAGUGUCUAUGCUUGUUUAGUUUGCGGAAGGUAUUUUCAGGGACGAGGUCCCUCUUCUCAUGCAUACUUUCACGCUUUGAAUGACAAUCAUCAUGUGUUCGUGAACUGCUCUACUUUGAAGUUCUAUAUUUUACCGGAGUCAUAUCAAGUAGAAUCUAGUGCUUUGCACGAUAUUGCUUAUGUUAUGAAGCCCACAUAUACUCGCGAAGAAGUUGCUAAACUGGACCGUGUUCCUCAGGUCAGUUAUGAUCUGAUGCAUAAACCCUAUGUACCAGGCUUUGUCGGACUCAACAACAUAAAAAGCAAUGAUUAUUUCAACGUCAUCCUUCAUUUACUUUCUCAUGUAAAGCCUUUACGAAACUAUUUGUUAUUAAACAACUUUGAUGGCUGUUCUCAAGUUAUUCAGCGAUUAGCAAUUACAGUCCGUAAAAUAUGGAACCCCAAAGCAUUUAAAGGACAUGUUUCUCCUCAAGAGUUAAUUCACGAGGUAACUCUUUUAUCCCAUAAAAAGUACUCAAUGAACGAACAAAAAGAUCCGCUAGAGUUUUUAUCAUGGCUCCUGAAUACUUUGCAUGUUUCAUUAGGUGGGAAAAAGUCAACGAUUGAGAAGCCAACUUCAAUCAUUCACUACAAUUUCCAAGGUCACGUGCGUGUUGAAUCUCAAAAAAUUCGCCAACAUACACAAAAUGGAGAUCACGUAGUAUUUGAAGGAGACCGAGUCAUCAAAACGGAUGUUGUCCCAUAUCUGUACCUUACAUUGAAUCUGCCUCCGAGGCCUUUAUUUCAAGAUGAAUUUGAAGGAAACAUUAUUCCUCAAGUUGAACUGGUAAAGUUAUUAGAAAAGUAUAACGGCGUCACAACUCAGGAGUUAAGUGGCAUGCGUCGGCGGUUUCACCUGAUGAACACGCCGCCAUAUCUAUUAUUCCAUAUGAAACGUUUCAUGAAAAAUAACUACUUUACUGAACGAAAUCCUACCAUUGUCACAUUUCCUCUCGAUAACCUAGAUAUGAGUCCAUUUAUUGACGAUUCGUUCUUAAAGUCACAUCCAAAAAUUUCACCAAGGUACAAUCUUAUUGCAAACAUCGUUUAUGAAUCGGUUUUGUCAGCUGAUGGAGAAACGCAUGUCUUUCGGGUACAGCUACGAAACCCAGCAUCGAACAAAUGGUACCAAAUACAGGAUUUAUAUGUUGAAGAAAUCAGCAGUGACAUGAUUAAUUUAGGAGAAAGCCUCAUCCAAUUAUGGGAACGGGCGCCUUAGCUUGCUUUUUUGACUUUAAGUUUUUUAUGUGUAUAAAAGUUCUUUUCGGGUUACCAGGAUAAUAGAAAAAUAAAAUAUAGACUCAGUAAAGCGA